AGUGAUAAUUGGUCAUCGGGUUUCUUGUUAGAGGCAAAGAAAUGAAUAACUCAACUUACAUAAACUCCUCCGCCGAGGAUGUUAUGGCACUGGGGAGUCCCUAUAAAACUGUUGAGGUGGUCUUCAUAGUCCUGGUAGCAGGAUCUCUCAGUUUAGUGACCAUCAUUGGGAACAUCCUGGUCAUGGUGUCCAUCAAAGUCAACAGGCACCUGCAGACUGUCAACAACUACUUCCUGUUCAGCUUGGCAUGUGCCGACUUGAUUAUUGGUGUCUUUUCUAUGAACCUGUACACUCUUUACACUGUGAUUGGCUACUGGCCCUUGGGGCCUGUGGUGUGUGACCUGUGGCUGGCUCUUGAUUACGUGGUCAGCAAUGCCUCUGUCAUGAAUCUUCUCAUCAUCAGCUUUGACAGAUAUUUUUGUGUCACCAAGCCUCUGUCAUACCCUGUAAAGAGGACCACUAAGAUGGCAGGUAUGAUGAUUGCAGCUGCUUGGGUGCUGUCCUUCAUCUUGUGGGCACCUGCGAUUCUGUUCUGGCAGUUCAUUGUUGGGGGAAGAACUGUUCCUGAUGGGCAGUGCUACAUCCAAUUUUUUUCCAAUGCUGCUGUCACCUUUGGCACUGCUAUUGCAGCCUUCUACCUGCCCGUUAUCAUCAUGACCAUCCUCUACUGGCAGAUAUCUCGUGCCAGCAAGAGCAGGAUAAAAAAAGGAAAAAAGGAACCAGCACAAACCCAGGAUCCAGUUUCUCCCAGUUUGGUCCAAAGUAAAAUAGUGAAACCAAACAAUAACAACAUCCCAACAAGUGAGGAUGGGUUGGAGCACAGCAAAAUUCAGAAUGGUAAAGCUACAGGAGAGACUGUGACAGAGAACUGUGUUCCAGGGGAAGAGAAGGAGAGCUCUAAUGACUCCACUUCUGUCAGCGUGGUUGCUUCCAAUGUGAAGGAGGAUGAAGCUACCAAAGAGGCCACCAAGGCUUCUGUCUCCCAAGUUCACUCGAAAGGGGAGAAUUCCAAGCUGACGUGCAUCAGGAUAGUCAGUAAGUCCCAAAAGGGUGACUGCUGUGCCCCAACCAACACCACCGUGGAGAUUGUAGAUACUAAUGGCCAAAAUGGAGACGAGAAGCAAAACAAUGUGGCCCGUAAAAUUGUCAAGAUGACCAAGCAGCCAGCCAAAAGGAAGCCACCCCCUUCUAGAGAAAAAAAAGUGACCAGGACUAUCUUGGCUAUUCUCUUGGCUUUUAUCAUUACCUGGACACCAUAUAAUGUGAUGGUUCUCAUCAACAGCUUCUGCGUCUCCUGCAUCCCCAGCACUGUAUGGACUAUUGGUUACUGGCUCUGUUAUAUCAACAGCACCAUCAACCCUGCCUGCUAUGCGCUCUGCAAUGCUACCUUUAAGAAAACCUUUAAGCACCUCCUUAUGUGUCAUUACAAGAACAUAGGCACCACAAGGUAAAAAAUAAAAAUCGUGGAAAGAGGGGGAAAGUUCCAAGUUUUAAAAAACUAUGCCAUAGCACUUUAUGCUCUAGUGUGGAACAUGCAAUCAAGGAGCCAAGUGGAGUCACUGACCUGGGAUGUCAGCUCUGUCUUCAAGAACUGCACUUAAAACCUUUUUUUAAUUAUUAUUAUUAUUAUCAAUGGGUCUUGGGGAAAUGGUGAUUGAAUGAGGGGUCAGUAGGGAAUGUGAACUUGAGGCACAGUUUCUUGUUCUCUCAUGAUGUCAUGCAGAAGGGCUUUUUGAGUCUAUGAUUUUUGUCCAUUCUUAUAGAAUAACAAUAAUCUUUGUGUAUGUGUCUGUCUGUCUGAAGAAGAAAAUGUAAAGACACUUUGACAACAAAUAUAACAUACCUAAUUGGAGAGGGGAGGGUAGAAGAGAUAGACACUGAGCAAUUCAAACUCAUCUUGCAAAGAUUAUUUCCAAAGUUAAAAGCUGACAAUUAUUUUUGUCAGGGUCUCAUGUUGAGAAAUUUAAAGGUAGGCUAACUAUGACAGCUAAUAUAGUAUCUUUACCUCUCUCCCAUCACCAUAAAUAUAUCAGACAAAAUUAUUCUUUACCUCACCAUGGAUCCCAUGGUUCACUAUCCAUUGUUCCAAGCAUAUCAGCUUUCUCUAACUGGGGGGCGGGGGUUGCUCCCAUGGUACUGAUGAAAAUGAAAGGGAAAAAAGGAGGUCCUUUCCAGCUUGCUGUACCACAGAGACUGUCCUGAGGCCCUUAUAAGCCAAAGUCUUUGAGGAUUUAGCUCACUUAAGCUCUUUUAUGUACCAUCCCCCAGGAAGUUGUAUUUUUCUUCAAACAGCCUUUUCUUCUUUUUUGCACCUCCCUGCCCAGGGCAUAAGGAUUGAAAACCAAAGCCAGCUGUGAAUUAGAAGUUUUCAUCAAAUUAACAACCAUAGGGCUCAUAUCAAGGAAGAAAGUUGAGACCAGAAAGAGCAGUUGUUAAUAGGUAACAAGAGAGUUAUCUCCAUUUCCGAUGGGCACAGACUUUAUGUCUGGUAUUUGCUUGUGGCUCCCAGAGGUGAAAGGUUAACAUAAGAAAGUCCAUCUUAAUGUCCAAUAGAGAGAAGGUUCCUACUAAUAUAUUUGUUCUAAGGACAAGAGUAACUGCAUGUAGAUUACUGUGCCUACCUGGAAGUGACUCUGGGUAUGUUCCAGGAAGGAAGAAGCCAAAGUCCUUCUUAGGCGUAUGGUGGGGACUAUGUAUACUUUAUGGAAAAGAUACAGUGCUGGCCAUGUUGCCUUUUGUAUCAGCAUGGAGCAAUAUCAUUGCUACCUAUCAGGGGAUAACAGUAGUAAAGGGGCAGGUAGGAAAACAGUGGUUAUACAGAUAUAGACACUGCAAUAUCAUUAUUUUAAAAUGUUCCAAAAAUUGUCAGUUACUCCAGAGAGUUGACUCCUCCUGCUUGUAGAAUAGCUACUUUUGCAGUAUUUGAUAUAUAUUGUGGCAAAAUUGAGCACUGUGUGAAUUUGGCAGAGUGCAUCAGAUUAAAGUAGACAGCUGUUCCCUGCGAGAUUUGCAUCUGUCAGUAUUCCUCCUCUCAUUGACACUUCCAGACACUUACAAAGGUAUGCCUGUGGAUUUUGCCAUCCAAAGAGUAGCCUUCUAUAGUGACAUUUCCAUGGGGUUCCUUCAUUGUAAUCCAAAAAUAUUCACCAUUAUCUGGAAUGAUGUAAACAAGUUGACCACUAAUUCAUCUAGGUAUAUCACCCUUCUAUAUUACAGUCUUCCAAAGUGAACUUCAAAGUAGCAGUCUUUUGGAUUACAGGGAAGUUAACCAUGAUGACUUAAUGUUUAACCUUUUCAGAUGCUCAACAGAACUGUGGAUUGGGGGCACUUUGGAAAUAGGAUCUUUUUGACAUGUACCAGUCCAAAGUUCCUGGCAGAAAGGGAAAAUUAACCAUGAAACAAAAUGAGGUCCAAAAGCACCUAUGUAGGAUAUGUUUUGACCAGCCCUUUCUUGAAUUGCAGUGGCUUGUAAUUUAAGGUGCCGUUAUUGGUGAAUAAAAGAAUUAACUCAUUAACGGUCUGGUCCAAAGCCCUUUGAAGUCCACUGAAAGACUUCCAUAGACUUCAACAGGUCAAAGCAUUAAGUUAACAGAACAAAUGCUUGCUCCCUGUGGGUCUGAUUCUGCAGCCCUUACGCUGAACAGCAUUAACUCCCAUGAGUCCAGCUUUACUGUGAUUACUCACUUAAGUAAGUGCUGCUCAAUGUAAGGGUUGCAAAAUUGAUCCCUGAGUAUCUGUCAAAGCUGCUUUCACCUGACGUGUCUUGAAGGCCUAAAGGAAAAUAUCUAGCCAUGUUUCAACAGUCUGUGUUGUUUAUUCUCUUCCAAAUGGUGAAAAAUCCAGAGACAAAAAUCAAAGAGUGUGAAAUAUGUUCACUUUCUGUACCUUUCUUCAGGAAAGAACAGCUUUCCAAGAGACUGUGCCUGUUCCUCCCUCCCAGCAAUAACACAAUCCCAAAGGGGGAGUGGAGGGGCAGUUUAUUCUUCCCUGAAACCACUAACAGUUCAACUUGUAACUUUGCACCUCUGACGUGUGUCCAAGCUCCAUUCUGAACUCUCAAGUCAUCACCAGGACAGGAAUUACAAAUCCACUUAGCGCCAUGAGACACCUCCUCAGGUUAAAAAGUACACAGUUAAUCACAUGACAUUCUGCUACAUCUCAUGAUGUGAUGAGGCACAACGUGAUGCGAAGAGAAAUGAACAUUGUGCCAAAGACCCACCAAGAAAUGAAACGUAACAUACAGCUUUCUAAUGCUUCUUCCUAACACCCAUCACUACCUCUGAGUCUGUGAAAAGAGAGACUUUAUUUCAAACUGUAUUAACAGACAGUACAUUUGAAAGAUUGAGAGGCCACACUAACUGCAUAGUGUACUAUACUUUAUCUUUAGUGUAUGUUUCUUAGUUGUAUGUAAAAUGUCUCUCCUGAUACACAUAUACAUACACAUUCUUCAAAACUUUAGAGUGCCAAACAUGAAAUAAUGUGUCUGCAAACACACACACGUGCAUAGAGCAUAUGUGUGCAAUAUACAUUUUUCAAUAUUCAGUGUAAAGCAUGGGAAUGAUAGCUGUGCUGCUCUCCUUAUCAUCUAAUCUGAGGUGCAAGACAAAUUCCUAUUCUUCAUGCUGUGUAUACCCUCCUUGUGAGUCUGAGGCUCAAAAAGCCUCACACAAUCUGUAAGGUUUAAAUUCAGUUUGGAGGGUGGAUUAGCGAGAUCCCAUAGGGAAUAGUUUCUCGUGACUACUCAGUAAUUUGUUCUUUCAAACAAAGAGGCACUUGUUAAAAAACCUAU
Messenger RNA from Chelonoidis abingdonii (Abingdon island giant tortoise), 4789 nucleotides. The record is from RefSeq and is a predicted model, not a curated record. NCBI's taxonomy places the organism in Eukaryota, Metazoa, Chordata, Testudines, Testudinidae.